Molecule: messenger RNA, 819 nt
Organism: Diutina rugosa
Lineage: Eukaryota; Fungi; Ascomycota; Pichiomycetes; Serinales; Debaryomycetaceae
Product: 25S rRNA (uracil2634-N3)-methyltransferase
Exons: 1
Coding region: 1-819 (272 amino acids)
Biological process (GO): rRNA base methylation
Cellular component (GO): cytoplasm
Molecular function (GO): rRNA (uridine-N3-)-methyltransferase activity
Source: RefSeq, a predicted model, not a curated record
AUGGCUAAGGGUAAGGGCAAAGGGCUCAAGGGAGCGUUGGCCCGCCACGUGGCCCAGGAGCGGAUGAUGAAGAAGCAGGCGGCGAAAGUGGUGCCGGAGAAAGGGAAAAAGACCAAACCGCAGCGUGUCCAGGCGUCCCAGGCCCCCACUUGCCCUUGGCACCAAGACGACCAAGUUUUAUUAGUGGGCGAGGGGGACUUCUCCUUUGCUCUCAGCGUGGUCAAACAAGGGUUUGUCGUGCCCACCAAUCUUGUGGCAACCUCGUACGACUCUUACGAGGACGUGGUGGCGAAAUACGCCGGGGCUGAGGCCACGGUGGCCGAACUUAUUCUGCUGGGGGUGAAGGUAUUGCACAAUAUCGAUGCCACCAAGCUUAGCCAGCUGUUGCAGAUUAAGAAGAAACCCUUAGACGUUAAUGUCGUGGUGUUCAACUUCCCUCAUACCGGUAAAGGGAUUAAGGACCAAGCGCGUAAUAUCCGCGACCAUCAGAUCCUCGUGCUGGAAUACUUCAAAAGCGCUCGGGAAUUGCUCACUGCUGCUCCUGAGUCGAGUGGUUAUUUCGUUAAGAACUGGCGGAUCAUGCUUUCGUUGUUUGACGGAGAACCGUAUGACUCCUGGCAACUGAAACGGCUUGCCCGCGAUUUGGGGCUCCAAGUGGACCGUCUGGUUAAAUUUGGCUGGUCAUUAUACCCUGGCUAUCACCACCGUCGUACUAAUUCAAUGAGGGAUACCACUAAACCAGCAGAAGAGCGCCUGGCCCGCACCUAUGUGUUUGUCCCUAGAGAACCAAAAGACGAUAAAAACGACCAAAAGGACUAA